AUGUUCCAGAGCUGUCGGCGCAUUACACAUCGUACACUUUUUCAGAAUGGCCACGAUCUGAUGCAUUUUACCGCAGUUCAAAUAAAUUUUUCUUCUUCUUCUUCUUCUUCUUCUUCUUCUUCUUCUUCUUCUUCUCCUCCUCCCUCCUCCUUCGAUCAUUUUUUUCUAAUCCCCUAUUGCUUUUGUAUUUUUCUUAAACUUUCUUUCUUUCUUUCUUUCUUUCUUUCCAAUGAUCGCCCUUUACCUUUUUUAGACAUUUCUAUUCCACCUUUCUUUCUUUCUUUCUUUCUUUCUUUCUUUCUUUCUUUCUUCUGUCUGUCUGUUUUAUUCUUUCUUUCUAUCUUUCAGUCUGCCUAUCUGUCUAUUUUCUUCUUUCUAUCAGUCUCUUUUUUUUAUCUAUCUAUCUAUCUAUCUAUCUAUCUAUCUAUCUAUCUAUCUAAGCUUUCUUAUCUAUCUAUCUAUCUAUCUAUCUAUCUAGCUAAGCCUGUUCAUUAUCUAUCUAUCUAUCUAUCUAAACUUAUUUAUUUUCUACAUCUGAAUCUAUCUAAGCCUGUUCAUUAUCUAUCUAUCUAUCUAUCUAUCUAUCUAUCUAUCUAUCUAUCUAUCUAUCUAUCUAUCUAUGUUUAUUUAUUAUCUAUCCCUCUAUCUAAUCCUGUCCAUUAUCUAUCUAUCUAUCUAUCUAUCUAUCUAUCUAUCUAUCUAUCUAUCUAUCUAUCUAAACUUAUUUAUUUUCUACCUCAGAAUCUAUCUAAGCCUGUUCAUUAUCUAUCUAUCUAUCUAUCUAAGCUUUCUUAUCUAUCUAUCUAUCUAUCUAUCUAUCUAUCUAUCUAUCUAAGCUUUCUUAUCUAUCUAUCUAUCUAUCUAUCUAUCUAUCUAUCUAUCUAA
This is a messenger RNA of Acanthosepion pharaonis, 885 nucleotides long. The record is from the annotation of a GenBank genome assembly. Lineage: Eukaryota; Metazoa; Mollusca; Cephalopoda; Sepiida; Sepiidae.